CCGAUCACCUGCGCCCCCUCGCGCGGCGCCCCGGCUCCUGGCCCGUCUCAGCGCCUGGGCAGCGCGCCAGGAAGCAGGAGAAGCCCCGCCUGCUAAUGCAGCCGCCCCGGCCCCGGCCCCGGCCCCAGCCCGGCCGGCUCCAGUCCUGCGGGGACCGCACACCAUGGCCAGGAAGGUGAUCGCGGUGCUGCUGCUGCUGCUCUGCGGGAUCGGCAUCGUGGGCAUCCUGCUGCUGUGCCUGCCCACCAAGGACCUGCGGGAGCCGCCGGGCUUCAAGUAUGGAAUCGUUCUGGACGCCGGCUCCUCCCACACCGCCAUGUUCGUCUACAAGUGGCCUGCGGACAAAGAGAAUGACACGGGGAUUGUCAGCCAGCACAGCAUGUGCGACGUGGAAGGUGGUGGGAUUUCCAGCUAUGCCAAGGACCCCCCGGCCGCCGGCAAGAGCCUCAAACAGUGUCUCGACCAGGCUGUGAGCGACGUCCCCAGGGAAAGGCAUCCACUCACCCCCCUCUACCUGGGGGCCACCGCGGGCAUGAGGCUGCUGAACCUCACCAACUCGACGGCCUCAGACAGCGUCCUCAGCGCAGUGACCUCAAUGCUGAAGUCGUACCCCUUUGACUUUCGGGGGGCAAAAAUUCUGUCGGGUGAAGACGAGGGGUUGUUUGGCUGGGUCACGGCUAACUAUCUCCUGGAGAACUUCAUCAAGUACGGCUGGAUCGGGCAGUGGUUCCGGCCAAAGAGACCCACUUUGGGGGCCAUGGACUUGGGGGGAGCCUCUACCCAGAUCACCUUUGAAACCCAGAAGCGGAUCGAGGACCCCCAGAGCGGGGUGACGCUGCGGCUCUACGGACAGACAUACAGGGUGUACACCCACAGCUUCCUGUGCUACGGCAGGGACCAGAUCCUCAGGAGGAUGUUCUCCAAGGUCAUGCAGGCUGGCGGCUACAAAACAAAUGUGUCCAACCCCUGCUGGCCCAAAGGCUAUCAAAGGAACUUCAUGCUCCAAGACGUCUACAACUCUCCCUGCACGGCAGCUGAGAAGCCUGACAGCUACGAUCCCCAACGUACCAUCGGCAUGGACGGAUCCGGGGAUGCAGCCCAGUGCCGCCUGCAUGUGGACAGUCUCUUCAAUUUCACCAGCUGCGGCUUCUCCAGCUGCUCCUUUGAUGGGGUUUUCCAGCCCGACCUUUCGGGAAACUUCAUUGCCUUCUCUGCCUUUUUCUACACGGUGGAUUUUAUCCAGACAGUGAUGAAGAGACGCGUGGCCUCGCCAGAUGAUCUUAACGCUGCUGCCGAAACCAUCUGCAGUACCAGCUGGACCGAGCUGCGGCUAAAAGCCCCAAAGCAGGAGAAGUGGUUGCCGGAUUACUGCACGGUUGCCAACUUUGUUUAUCUGCUGAUCACCAAGGGCUACCACUUUGAUGAGAGCUCUUUCCCCAACAUCGCCUUCCAGAAAAAGGCUGGGGACACUUCCAUCGGCUGGGCCCUGGGCUACAUGCUGAACCUCACCAACAUGAUCCCGGCUGACGAAGCGGGUUUCCGAAAGGGCGCGAACUACAGCUCCUGGGUCGUCCUCAUCCUCCUCUUCGCGGCUGUAAUCCUGAUGGCACUGGUGACAGCGUUCUGCCUGCUCCGGUCUGGCAAGCAGCACCGCACCAUGUAGGAGGUGGGCGGAAGAGGCCAAGAGACAUGGCUCCCUGGAGCUGACGUGAGCGCCACUGAUCCUGGCAGGUGACCCAGCAUCCUACAUACUUCAGAUGUGAGCGUUUCCUGGAGGCCCUGUCCCUCCCCGCUGCCUGUUCGUAGCCCUGAGGGAAACCAGUCCUGUUGCCUUUCUUUCAUCCCUGAUUGGAAGCCGGAGAAGCGGACAGAAGAGGAAAACUGACACCCAGGGAGUUGCAUGAGGAGCAAAUGUAAAUGGUUUCCUAGUGCAUCCCCUUUGGUGCAUCCUGGAGCAGCGUCAGAGCCUGGACAGCCAGAUCCAGGGCAUCCUCCUUUGCCUGCCACCAGACGGAGACCAGACACAAAGUAAACGGACAGCAACAGCCAGCAGGCAACUGGCUCUGUGCAAAGGAAGGGAGGUUUUUAUACUCACAUCCAAGGGGGUGGGGUUCAUGGUGGAGAGGGUUACUUACCUAAGCAUCUCUGGAAGGCUUUUCCCUCCAGCCCCCCUACCUGGAGACCUGUCCUAUCCCUUCCCGGGAAUUUGUGACUUGUGGUCCUGGGUGUUAUCCAUGGACCUGCACUAUCUUCCUUGAGCAAGGACCAAAUCACAGCCCCCAGGAAGUCUCUGGGAGUUUGGCCAUUGAUCUCAGUGGUAUUCGGCUCUCCCCAGGCCUGGGAAGCCCCUCCAUCUCUGCAGAGCAGUGUUGCCCAGGACAGGCUCUGACAAUCUAGGGGGGCUUCCACUCUUAGGACCACAAUGCAGUGUGUGGCCUCUUUUGUUUGUUUACAAUUGGCGCUGCUCCUAGCCAAUCCUGCCUGCCGAGGGGGAAGUUUUAAGAUUUAGGGUGGGGGUGGAGCCUGAGCAGGUGUGUAAUUCAACAGGGGGUGCCCUGGGUACCUUAGGGAGCAUCGUAAACCAUCCCCCUGGCAUGAUGGAGAAAAUUCUCAGGGCUCCCUCGCACAGCCCUGAGACCUUCUCUGAGCUGCCAGCUAAGACACACCGGGGCAGGGCAUGUUGAGACCCAAACCCUCCACCCCCACAGGGCCAGUGCAAGGAGGUUUCACACCCUAGGCGAAACUUCCACCUUGCGCUGCCCCCCUUCCCCCACCCUGCGGCAGCUCCCCACCGCUGCCCCCUCCCCUCGGCCCGGGGAGCGCCCCCUG
Molecule: messenger RNA, 2829 nt
Organism: Chelonia mydas (Green sea turtle)
Lineage: Eukaryota; Metazoa; Chordata; Testudines; Cheloniidae
Gene: ENTPD2
Product: ectonucleoside triphosphate diphosphohydrolase 2
Exons: 9
Coding region: 164-1663 (499 amino acids)
Biological process (GO): nucleoside diphosphate catabolic process
Cellular component (GO): plasma membrane
Molecular function (GO): GDP phosphatase activity; UDP phosphatase activity
Source: RefSeq, a predicted model, not a curated record